This is a messenger RNA of Ipomoea triloba (trilobed morning glory), 2907 nucleotides long. RefSeq lists its product as uncharacterized. Bases 1 to 2907 code for a protein of 968 amino acids. NCBI's taxonomy places the organism in Eukaryota, Viridiplantae, Streptophyta, Magnoliopsida, Solanales, Convolvulaceae. The transcript has 7 exons. The record is from RefSeq and is a predicted model, not a curated record.
AUGCCGAGAAUGGUUUCGAUUUUCGGGUUGGACAUAAAUUUCGGGUGGGUCGAGUAUUGCAUAGGCCUAUCAGAAUUCAACAGUACAGUCGUCUCUUUUCAAAACAGAACAGUUGUCGUCGUCUUCCGUCCAUCCGUCGUCGCCGAAGGAGGAACGCCGUCACCGUCGCCGCGAAGCCCACCAUUCGCGGAGCACGCCGUCGCCGCGAGGAGGAACGCCGUCGCCGCGAGGUCCUCUGCAGCCGCGAAGGACGUCGCCGGGAACUCCUCCGCACCGCCGCACUGCCGGAUCGGAAAUCUAGUGAUUAGUUUGAUUCGAGGUUUGCUUAUCGACGUGGACAAAGCUUUGGUGAGGGGGGGGGAAACUAGUACAUCUAACACUUAUGUUGACAACGAAGCAAAUGAAGAUGAUGAGUCUGAAGAUUGGUUAGAUGAAAUGUUUCACGAUGUUGGAGAAGAGUUCACCGAUCGAUCAAAUGAGUUAGAUGAAUUAUUAAGUGAUUCAAAACAACCUUUAUGGCCAGGGUGUAGUAAAUAUACUCGGUUAUCUGCUGUUCUGAAAUUAUUCAAUUUAAAAGCUGGAAAUGGAUGGAGCGACAAGAGUUUUACAGCUUUACUUGGGUUAUUAAAAGAUAUGCUUCCAGAAGAUAAUGAACUUUCAAAGAAUACAUAUGAUGCCAAGAAAAUUCUGUGUCCCAUGGGUAUGGAGUAUGAAAAAAUACAUGCUUGUCCUAACGAUUGCAUAUUGUUUAGGAAUGAUUACAAAGAAUUGCAUGCAUGUCCAAUCUGUGGGGCAUCUCGGUACAAACCAAGAGAUGCAUGUCCAAUCUGUGGGGCAUCUCGGUACAAACCAAGAGAGCAUGUUGUUGGUAGUGGGGCAUCUCGGUACAAACCAAGAGAGCAUGUUGUUGGUAAGGCAGCAUCUCGGUACAAACCAAGAGAGCAUGUUGUUGGUAAGGCAAGUUUAAAAGGGCAACCAAGAGAGCAUGUUGUUGGUAAGGCAAGUUUAAAAGGGCCACCAAGAGAGCAUGUUGUUGGUAAGGCAAGUUUAAAAGGGCCACAAGCUAAAGUUUUGUGGUAUCUCCCAAUUCUUCCAAGAUUUAAGCGUAUGUUUUCAAAUCCAAGUGACGCGAAAAACUUAACAUGGCAUGUAGAUAAAAGAAUAUCUGAUGGAAAGCUUCGGCACCCUGCUGAUUCUCCUCAAUGGAAAACUUUUGAUAAUGCUUUUCCUGAAUUUGGCCAUGAGUCUAGAAAUCUUAGACUUGGACUUUGUACUGAUGGAAUAAACCCUCACGGAAACCUAAGUAAUUUGAAAAAAUUGUGGGAUGAAGGUGUGAUAGUGUUUGAUGCAUACCGGAAAGAGAAUUUUAAGUUGCAAGCUAUGCUUUUCUGCACAAUCAAUGACUUUCCAGCAUAUGGAAACCUGUCUGGGUAUAGUGUCAAAGGACAUAAGACAUUAGAUGUGAGGCAUAGUAUUGAUGUGAUGCAUGGGAAGACAUUAGAUGUGAGGCAUAGUAUUGAUGUGAUGCAUGUGGAGAAAAAUGUACCACAAUGGUAUUCAUCAAAUAUCAGAACACUUGUGAAUAUGCAAGAUUUAAAAUUGGUGGGAUUGAAAUCUUAUGAUUGUUAUGCCUUAAUGCAACAACUAUUGCCAGUGGCUGUUAGAGGUAUAUUGCCUAAAAAGUUGAGAUAUACUAUUAUACGGCUUUGUUUCUUUUUCAAUGCUAUCUGUGGAAAAGUUAUUGAUCCAGACAAAUUAGAUGAAUUGGAAAAUGGUAUUACUGUUACAUUGUGUCAGCUAGAGAUGUACUUUCCACCUUCAUUUUUUGAUAUCAUGGUUCAUUUGGUUGUACAUUUGGUGAGAGAGAUAAGACAGUGCGACCCUGCCUAUUUGAGGUUGAUGUGCCCAUUUGAACGAUACAUGAAAGUGUUAAAAGGUUAUGUGAGGAACCGAUAUAGACCAGAAGCAUCUAUUGUUGAAAGCUAUAUUGCUGAGGAGGUUACUGAAUUUUAUACUGAAUACUUGGCGGGGGUAGAAGCUAUUGGUGUUUCUAAGUAUCGACAUGAAGGAAGAAUUGCUGGGAAAGGUACUCGAGGAACUAAUGUGCAAGAUAUGCCUCGUAAAGAUGUUGAGCAAGCACAUUUGUACAUCUUGCACAAUACAAGUGAAGUUGAGCCAUAUUUAGAUGAACAUAAGGCCUUGAUUAAAGAGCAAAAUCCAAGAAGGACAUACAUGUGGAUUGUGAGCGAACAUAAUCGUAAUUUUAUUAGUUGGUUCAAAAGUAAAGUUCUUAAAGAUAAAAAUGUUUCUGAAACUGUACGAUGGUUAGCUCAUGGGCCUGGUAUGCAAGUCAUAUGUUAUACUAGAUAUGAUAUUAAUGGGUUUUCUUUUUAUACAAAAGAACAAGAUGAUAUGAGCAUUAUGCAAAAUAGUAGAGUUUCUUUAGUUGCAAAUUCAAUGCAUUUCAAUAGUUCGAAAGAUAAAAAUCCUGUGAUUGUAGAGUUGUCAUAUUAUGGUGUGAUUGAAGAGAUAUGGGAGGUUGAUUAUGUUCAGUUUAGGGUGCCGAUGUUCCGAUGUAAAUGGGUAGAUAGUAAACACGGUGUGAAAGCUAAUGAGUUAGGAUUUACACUUGUAGAUCUGAACAGAGAAGGUCAUAAAAAUGAGCAAUUCAUUAUGGCAUCCCAAGCAAAACAAGUAUUUUAUGUUACUGAUUCUUGUGAUAAAAAAUGGUCAAUUGUCCUUCAUGGAAAGAAACAAAUUACUGGUGAUUUGAAUGAAGAUGUUAGUUUUGAUAUUGAGGAAAUCCCACCAUUUUCUUUAAGUUUAUUGCCAGUCAUGGUGGAUAAUGAGAUAGAUGAAGUGCAUGCAUCACGGGAUGAUCAUCAUGAAGGGAUAUGGGAGCAUUGA